Messenger RNA from Corticium candelabrum, 2229 nucleotides. Its product is annotated as mucin-2-like. Gene Ontology annotation, cellular component: membrane. The record is from RefSeq and is a predicted model, not a curated record. NCBI's taxonomy places the organism in Eukaryota, Metazoa, Porifera, Homoscleromorpha, Homosclerophorida, Plakinidae. The transcript is spliced from 5 exons. Bases 12 to 2168 code for a protein of 718 amino acids.
GUCGGCAAGCCAUGAAUCUCGGCCAUCUCAGCUCGCUACUUCUCUGCCUCAUAUACUUCUGUACAAGCAGUCAAACCCCGACACAAUCAACAGAAAAAGAACCGGCGUCUACAAACACAUCAUCUGCAACCUUAACUGCCUUUCGUAUAAAUGUUAGACUCUUGCGUCGGCUGCGUCGGCUGCGUCGGCGAAGAUUCACAAACACAGAACAGCCAAGUAUAUCAUCGUCGUGGCCUUCCACAAAGGCACAGUCCACUCUUCACUCAUCUAAUAUAUUAUCGUCGUCGUCGCCUAACACGACAGAAGAGCCGACUACACGAUGGUGGCCGACAACAGGAGCACAAUCCACUCUUCAGUCAACUAAUAGUACACUAUUCUGGUCGUCACAGACAACAACAGAAGAGCCUUCGGCAUCAAGACUGUGGUUCACAACCGAGACACAGUUGAUUCCUCAGUCAACUACUGCACCCUACUGGUGGUUUCAUACAACAACAGAACCAGAGCCUACUGUGUCACGAAGGUGGCUCACAAUAAAUACGCAGACCACUCCUCCGUCAACUACUAGUACACUUUUGUGGUCACAGACAACAACAGUAGAGCCCAGUGCGUCACGAACGUGGCUCACAACAAAUACGCAGUCCACUCCUCAGUCAAGUACUAGUACACCAUUAAGGUGGUCACCCACAACUACAAAACCUACUGCAUCACGGUUGUGGCCUUCUACAAAGGCACAGUCCACUCCUCAAUCAACUACUAGUACAACAUCGAACAAGCGAUCCACGACAACAGAACAGCCUACUACAUUCCGAUGGAUGCCAACAAAAAGAGCACAGUCAAUUACUACUGCACCAUCACGGCGGGGCCCCACAACCAAACAACCUAGACAUGUGGAGACAACAUCGAACAAGCGGUCCACGACAACAGAACAGCCUACUACAUUCCGGUGGAUGCCAACAAAAAGAGUACAGUCAAUUACUAGUGCACCAUCACGGCGGGGCCCCACAACCAAACAACCUAGACAUGUGGAGAAAACAGAAAAUCCGAGAAAUGUGGCAAAAACAGAACAACCUAGAUAUGAGAAGGGCACUGUUCGACUUUUUGGAGGAAUUUCUACCAACGAAGGACUAGUUGAGAUACUUUAUAAGAACAGAUGGAGCUCUGUGUGCAGCGAUUUCUGGAAUGUCAAUGCGGCAAACGUGGUUUGCCAUGAACUUGGCUUCGACAAGGCAGACACUUUAAGGACACCAGCAUACUUCAGCCCCUUUCGGCCUGCUCCAUUAACAUGGUUCAGCAAUUUCAACUGCAACGGAGACGAAAACUCAUUAAGCCAAUGCAUAUAUACUAUUUCGAACACUGAAACAUGUUCCGGGCAAGACGUGGGUGUAGUCUGUGUGAGUAAUGAAAAAGAAAACACAGGAGACGGCACAGAAAUCCAUGUUGGAGACGGCACAGGAGGCCAUUUUGGUGACAACACAAGAGUCAAUAUAGGAGACCAAACAGGAGAUUCCACAGCAUCUUCUACCUCAGUUAACAUUGUAGUAAUUGUCGUGGGAGGUAUCGUUCCUCUAGUAGGAAUCAGUCUAAUUGUUGCAAUCGGUUCUUUCAUAUGUCGGCAUCUAAGGCAACGCCGAUCUCUGAAUGUUGAAGCCUGUUCAGCGAGUACCACGAACCCACAAUUCGAAUUGGCAGUUUGUCCGCCUGCACAGUCAGAACCAUCACUACAAAUUCCAGCAGUACACUCAGCACCAUCAUCUCAGACUCCACCGACACAGUCAGAACCAGCAGCUCCGAUUCCACCGACACAGUCACGACCAUCGUUUCAGAUUCCACCAACACAGUCACGACCAUUCUUUCAGAUUCCACAGACGCAAGCAGAACCAUCAUUUCAGAUUCCACCAAUGCAGUCAGUACCAUCAGCUCAGAUUCCACCAACUCAGUCAGCAGCACCAUUUCAGAUGCCACUGGCACAGUCAGCAUCAUCAAUUCAGACUCAAAGUCAUGGUCUUGACCCAUCCCUUGAUAUCUAUAGCAGUUAUUGUCCAGAACGUCAUGACUCUAAUCAACCUCGUGCUUAUUAUGCUUACGCUCAAGACAGGCCAGGCUCACUGCAACAGCAACCGAUAGUUUUCCCCCCACCAUUUCAAGAGCAAUCAUUCAUCAAUAACUGAUCAAUCACUAAGCAAGACUUUGUAACAAACUUGAGUGUUGCUGUAAAGCUAAAUGAACAUC